Lycium ferocissimum is the source of this 1520-nucleotide messenger RNA. Its product is annotated as tryptophan--tRNA ligase, cytoplasmic. Gene Ontology annotation, biological process: tryptophanyl-tRNA aminoacylation. Bases 98 to 1315 code for a protein of 405 amino acids. The record is from RefSeq and is a predicted model, not a curated record. Gene Ontology annotation, cellular component: cytoplasm. Gene Ontology annotation, molecular function: ATP binding; tryptophan-tRNA ligase activity. The transcript is spliced from 11 exons. NCBI's taxonomy places the organism in Eukaryota, Viridiplantae, Streptophyta, Magnoliopsida, Solanales, Solanaceae.
AACUGAGGUUUUUCACUUAUUAGCAUUUUCUCUCUAAAAAAUCCCAAAUCCUCAAAUUCACCGGCCUAGCCGCCGGAACCGGAAAACCUCAGUAUCAAUGGAGAAAACUGAACUGAAAGACGAAAAAACCAAAGAAGUAGAAGUAGAAGAGGAACAAGUAGUGAAUCCAUGGGAAGUAUCAGCUAAAGACGGGGGCAAAAUCGACUACGACAAAUUAAUCGACAAAUUUGGUUGCCAGAGACUCGACGAAACCCUAAUUCAAAGAGUUAAACGACUUACAAAUCGAGAACCACAUGUUUUCCUUCGUCGUGGAGUUUUCUUUGCUCAUCGUGAUUUUAAUGAUAUAUUGGAUUCAUAUGAAAAAGGAGAAAAGUUUUAUUUGUAUACUGGAAGAGGACCUUCUUCUGAAGCAUUACAUUUGGGUCAUCUUAUCCCUUUCAUGUUUACAAAGUAUUUGCAGGAUGCUUUUAAGGUGCCACUUGUAAUACAGUUGACUGAUGAUGAGAAAUGUAUGUGGAAGAAUUUGUCAGUGGAAGAAAGCCAAAGACUUGCUCGUGAGAAUGCUAAAGAUAUUAUUGCUUGUGGAUUUGAUGUUUCCAAGACUUUUAUUUUCUCUGAUUUUGAUUAUGUUGGUGGUGCUUUUUACAAGAACAUGGUCAAGGUUGCAAAAUGUGUCACAUACAAUAAGGUUGUUGGCAUAUUUGGUUUCACAGGUGAAGAUCACAUUGGGAAAGUUAGUUUUCCACCAAUUCAGGCUGUUCCAUCCUUCCCCAGUUCAUUUCCUCAUCUGUUUGGCAAUGAUAACAUUCGCUGUUUGAUUCCAUGUGCGAUUGACCAGGAUCCUUAUUUCCGAAUGACUCGAGAUGUUGCUCCUCGGAUAGGCUAUCACAAGCCUGCUUUGAUUGAAUCAUCAUUCUUUCCUGCCCUUCAGGGGGAGAAUGGAAAAAUGUCUGCUAGUGAUCCAAAUUCUGCUAUUUAUGUGACUGAUUCAGCAAAAGAGAUAAAAAACAAGAUAAACAGAUAUGCAUUCUCUGGUGGGCAAGACUCAAUUGAAAAGCACAGAAAGUACGGAGCAAACUUGGAGGUUGAUAUACCAUUUAAAUAUCUUGGCUUUUUUCUGGAUGAUGAUAAAGAGCUGGACCACAUUAGAGAGGAAUAUGGAUCUGGUCGUAUGCUAACAGGUGAAAUUAAAAAGAGGCUUGUUGACGUUCUAACAGAUUUAGUUGAAAGACAUCGACGAGCUAGGGAAGCAGUGACUGAUGAGAUGGUAGAUGCUUUCAUGGCUGUCAGACCACUUCCCAAUAUGUUCAAUUGAAUGGGCAAAGUAUAAUUACCUCUGGAUGUUCAAUUUUUGAGGCUACUAAUCAUUAUUUUCCAUUUACUGAGAUUUUUCUUCUUCAAUUGUAUUCCUGUAGUUUGUUACUCGUUAACUCGUGUUAUGUUUGUAAGAACAACAUCAAGAAGGUGGAUUUGUGGUAAAUUUAAAAUAAUUUAUUUUCUAAUCACUUGUAUUCCCUCUU